This is a messenger RNA of Podarcis lilfordi (Lilford's wall lizard), 32431 nucleotides long. The record is from the annotation of a GenBank genome assembly. Lineage: Eukaryota; Metazoa; Chordata; Lepidosauria; Squamata; Lacertidae.
GGUGCGCGCGGUGGGAGAGCCGGUGACGAAGGCGGAAGUGCUGCCAGCUGAGGCGCUGAGGGAGCAAACGAGCCUCGCUUUCCCUCCGCCGCAAUGGAGGUAAACCGGGGAGAGGGACUCGAGGGGUGGGGGGAAACGGCGGACGUGGGCCCUGGGCUUCCCCCUGCUCAGCCCUCAGUCAUAGAGGGGCCUCCGCCUCCGCCACUUGCGGGUUCUCCCCGUUUCCCAAGUGGAGGGUUAGCGAGGGGAUGAGGCUAACCCGGGGUUUGUGGUGAGGGCUUCCUGGUUUGGCUUCGUCUCCUGUUUUUUCCAGGGGCAUGGAAUCUCAUAGAACCGUAGAAUUGGAAGGGACACCCGAGGGUCAUCUAGUCCAACCCGCCUCAACUAGAUCUCAGCUAGAUCAUGCAUGAUAGGUGGGCAUCUUCCCCAAACCAUCCCUGUUCAGACGGGUCUCUCCCCCCCCCCAAACACAGGAGUUGCAUUAAUACAGUGGUACCUCUAGAUACAAACGGGAUCCGUUCCAGAGCCCCAUUCGCAUCUAGAAGCAAACAUAACUAGCGAAGGCACGUCUGCGCACACGCACGUUGCUUUACACCACUUCUGCGCAUGUGCGUGACAUCAUUUUGAGUGUCUGCUCUUGCGCGAACGGCGAAACCCGGAAGUAACGUGCUCCGUUACUUCCAGGUUGCCACGGAGCGCAACUCGAACACGUGCAACUCGCAGCGUAUUCAACCCGAGGUAUGACUGUAAUAAUAAUUUAUUUAUACCUCGCCCAUCUGGUUGGGUUUCCCCAGCCGCUCUGGGCGACUCCCAACAGAAUAUUAAAAACACGAUCAAACAUUAAAAACUUCCCUAAACAGGGUUGCCUUCAGAUGUCUUCAAAAAGUCAGGUACAGUGGACACUCGGGUUGCCAACGUGAUCCGUGCGGGAAGCACGUUCGCAACCCGCAGCACCGCGUCUGUGCAUGCACCGGUCGUGAUUUGGCGCUUACGCGCAAAGCGCAAUUUAGUGCUUCUGCGCAUGUGCAAGUGCCGAAACCCAGAAGUAACCCGUUCCAGUACUUCUGAGUUCGGCGUGCUGCGCAACCCGAAGCAUCUGUAACCCGAGGUAUGACUGUAGUUGUUUAUUUCCUUGACAUCUAAUGGGAAGGCGUUCCACAGGGCGGGCGCCACUACCAAGAAGGCCCUGUGCCUGGUUCCCUGUAACCUCACUUCUCGCAGUGAGGGAACUGCCAGAAGGUCCUCAGAGCUGGACCUCCAAAAGUUAAUAAUAUUGGUCGGAUGCUAGGACUGGAAUCCUGGGAAUUCCAGUAAUAAGUUCUAUUGAACUGCAUGAGACUUACCUCUAAGCACACCUGAGUAGAGUUGCACCUCUUAAUCAGGUUUGACUCCCUCCCCCAAAUGUGGUAUAUGUAAGGCUAUGAACUUCGUAUUGGCCUCUGCUGCUUCGCUUUUAAAGCAGCAGCCUGAUAUACGCGGAAGUCAAAUCCGUCAAACUGUUACCUGUAUGGUACAGCGUCUCAGAGAGUGCAAGUAGAGGAACUUGGUUUAGUGUGUGGUGGGUUUUAAAAAUUAUUUUGAACCUUAGGUGAUUUUAGGUAAGUGUAAAGGCUCUCUUAGCAACAAACAAACACACUCCUAUAGAUCCACAGUAUGGAGAAAAGAUUACUGAGGAGAUGUGUAUGAAGCACAGUGAACACCAUAAAGCACUGUAUGGAUGCUGAGUGUAAUUCCCAUCACUUUAUGUCUGUGCUAGGAACAUUUAUUUGGUAAGUCUCAGUGUGCCAGACUGCUGUUAAAAGACACAGAAUGAGGGCUGAAAAGAGAUGGCAGCCCUAAACCAGUGUUGGAAAGUGAGAUAUGAAGCUUAAACCUAGGUUAUGGGCACAGCAAUGGAAUGUCUAGGCGUGCUUUUUUAUAACAAGAAUACAAAGCUGAAAAUGAAUGAACUGCAGCUGAAAAAUUAUGUUCAUUUUCCACAUAGUCUCGUCCUUCCCCUGCCCACCCCCCUAAUAUUCUUAAGAGGGUCUCUUCUCCAGUCUUCAGAGAAUAGCUGGAAGUGGGGAGGCAGAAAAAGUUCCUUUCCUUCCACUCCGCAGUUUUAGUCUGAACUCUUAGGCUCAGAAACUGCUUGCACCAAUUAAAUUCCCUGUUGCAAAAUGCACCUAGAACAAUGGGAGUUUCGAACAUUGUCCUAAACAUCUGCUGGCACUAUGAAUUCAGCUUUCGAACACUGGAAUGAAGCAGGGUGGAUAAACCACAUCUUCCUUUAGCAAAGGUAGCUUUGUAAUUGUAGUGACUAGGCCUUGGAAACAUUUUUAUUCUUCGCGUUGUCGUGAAGUAUUAGAAAUAUGAAUGCCAUGUUUAUAUACUGAAUGGUUGUUAGUGGUUAGCAUAAACAUACAACUAUCUGUUCAUUCCUGAGAUUACAGUGGUACCUCGCAAGACGAAUGCCUCGCAAGACAAAAAACUCGCUAGACGAAAGGGUUUUUUGUUUUUUGAGCUGCUUCGCAAGACGAUUUUCGCUAUGGGCUUGCUUUGCAAGACGGAAACGUCUUGCAAGUUUGUUUCCUUUUUCUUAACACCGUUAAUACAGUUGCGACUUGACUUCGAGGAGCAACUCAUAGAACACGGUGUGGUAGCCUUUUUUGAGGUUUUUAAAGACUUUGGUGAUUUUUGAAGCUUUUCCAAAACUUUCCCGACACCGUGCUUCGCAAGACGAAAAAAAUCGCAAGACAACAAAACUCGCGGAACGAAUUAAUUUCGUCUUGCGAGGCACCACUGUACAAAUAAAAAGUAUCCCUUUGUGCAUGCAAAAAUGGAUGUUUGUAUGUUUUGGAAACAACAAUGGUGCUGAUUACAAGGUAACAAGAUUGGGUGGCGAUGAAAGUGGAUUAAAACUAGUAGAAGGUUGAGAAGGUGAUCAAAGAAGAAUGAAGUGGUAACAUCAGGAAUGUAAUGGACAUAUGCUUGCAACAGGAGUGGGAAACUUAAUUAUUUUUUGAAAAAAAUGUAUUAAAUUUAAACAACUUGGAUGAAUUUGUUAAAAUUUGAAAACUAAUAAAAAUUAAUAUUAAAAAAAGAAAUAAAAAGUAUCCCUUUAGAUUAAGUUGUAAACUAUUCUACACAUUUUUUCUAAUAAUUCCAAGCUGUUUAACGUGAACAUGAAGUCCUGUGUUAUUAGUCAUCUGGCAAUUUAGGGUGGUGUUCCAUUAACAUACUUUUGACACCCACCCAACUCGCCUCCUUUUUGCUUGAUCCAGGUUAGGCAGAAUACCAUACUCCCUGUCAUCUAGCCUGUCAUCAAGAGACGCCUGUCAUCUAGCCAAUAGCUUAUCAGGUCCCAGAAAACUACUAAACACUUAGAAAGGAGUAAGCUCCACUGAAGACUUAAUACUUAACGAAUUAAGGUAUUGAAUUGCUCUUUAGGCAAUUCUGUGUGUGCUAACCUGGGAUUGUGCAGUAGUGGCCUUUUUAUUUGCCUAUUAUGUUGUGCUAUUUUUUUUUAUUAAUAGCCAUUGUAUCUGCUUUAAUAGUGUUAUUGAUUUAAAUGGUCUCUUUAUUGCUGUAAGUUUCUUUGAAUACACUUUGGGGUGGAAUAGUAGUGUAGGGAUGGAGAAACAAAUAACAAAAUGGUCUGCAUGCAUCAGGCUUUUAUCUGUAAUUUUGUUUGUUUCAGCUGCAAGAUAGCGGUCAAGAAAUGGCAGCUUCGCCUGCCACAUCCACAACAGGCAAGUCAAAGGUAAGGUUUCCUUAUAAAUAUAAUUUGUUCCAGUAGUAAUAGAUCAACAAAAGGAGGUCUGUCUGUAGGUGGCAUUAAAAAACGUUGAAUUUUCAAAUGUAAGAACUGGCUCUGCUUUAUUUGCAGGAAGUGAAGUCAUUGCAGCCAUUAAAAAGUAAUCUUUGUAUGCAGCAAAGGUUUAUUUAGCAAGUACAGCUGGCAGCUAUUGCAGGAAACAAAUGUACCUACCAGCCCUCUGAAAAAUGCUUCAAAUAUUUGGUUUUCAUUUCCUCCUUAUUGCUUAUUUAUGUAACAAACCUUUUUAAAGGUUUGUGCUUUCUAUAGUGUUCAGCAAUUUAGUCUAUAGUUCCUCCUGAGCUUCAUCUGUUUGGCAAGCCUAAUAUUUUGGUGUGUCUGAAGAUGGUCAGCCAUUUUUUUAUUUGGCAUGCCUCCAAUAUGUUUAUAUGUAGACUCCUUUUGAAAUUACUUCAGAUAAACUGAAAAUGUGUUUGGAAAUCAUUGUUCUGCAGUAAUUCAGGUUGCGUCUUCCUAACCUUGAGCCUAUGAGAGCUGGCAUCUCCCCUUGGCUAAAGUGGACUAGUUUUUUUCUUAGCAAAUGAGUGCAGGUGAUUCUAUUGUCACUGCUUUUCGAGCUGUAAAAAGCCGGAAUAGUAAUUUGAGAUACCAUCUUUACAGAAUAACAUAGCAAGUGCACAGUUAUUGUGAUACUGUAGGCUGUGUUGCCUAGUGCUUUUCAGGGCUGAGUGCCUAAUUCUCUUUUACUGCUUCUGUUCUGAAAGGGUUAUCCCACUUUGUAGGUCUGGUGGAGACAAAUACAUUCAGCCCCUGCUAACGUUGAAUCAAACAUUUGCAGGAUGCUUUGCAAACUGCAGCAUAUUUCUCCAGAGUUCUUUGUGAAGCUUCGUCUGGUGGAAUGAAAUAGGGCAAGCAUUAAAAGUUAGCUUGAUGUUCUGAAGUUCAAUACCCUUAACUGCUAUUUAGAACAUUAUUUAUUAAUUUUGCAGCUGGAUUCUUUACCCAGAGAAGAUCUUAUCAAAUUUGCAAAGAAGCAAAUGAUGCAUGUACAGAAAGUGAAAUCCCGAUGUUCAGGUACCUCCCUACUGAUGUUGGUUUUCAUUUUCAUUUAUUUUAAAACAGCAUAGCAGACUGCAUGAAGCAUAUAGUCCAAAAAAAGGCCCACCAGUACCAUUAGCUUCAACAAAUAAGAGUCAUGAGACCAAAAAAAAGCUUUCAGAAAUCCUGGGGAAAUGGCGUGAAUAUCUGCCGGGCUUGGAUCUGUUCCUGCUGAUGUUAGGCAUAAUAACGACCAUGAAUAAACCAAAUUAGCUGUAUAGAAGAAACUUUGGGGUUGCAGAAAAGUAGAAUAGUAUAUGAAAUGAAUGAAUUAUCCUUAUUCAGAGAAAACACUGUUUCCCCUUAGAACUGGAGAAAGAGAUUGAAGAAAUGAAAACAAAACCUGCUGCUGGAGGAACUGAUGAUAUUCUUCAGGUGGGAACAAAUAACUUACCAAACACUCUUGAGGCCGGUAGGGUGGCAGAACUGUUGCAGCUUCCCAAGCCCUGCCAGCUCACACCAGUUUGAGUGGAAUAUGGGGGCAGUUUAUUGUAACUUUUCACUUAGCCAGCUCCAGGCUGGUGUAAUUGGGGAGGAGGCUGAGGACCAGGGCCAUUGGGGAAUCUGCAGUGCUUUCGAUCCUGGAAAUGGAACACUUUCUUGGGGCUUUCCAUUUUGCUACCACUGGCAGAAGGAUCCCCAGCAGUAGCUUUCUGCGUGUUUGGGUGAAGCCAAGGCAGAGCCUCCAUCGGCAGCAGAGAGACAACUACACACAGUUCUUAAUGCCCCCAGCCAUCAACACAGACUGGUGGUAGGAUUAUACUAUUAACGCAUCAUAUAUUGUGCAAGGGCUUUUCGUUUCCAGUAAAUGCAUGUUUUGGUUAGAAGGAAAUAAGCUCUGCCUGUGUCAUACCACUGAGACUCCUUUUCUCAGCUGUCUGGGAGGUCAUUGACCUACGAGUUAAAAUGCAGGGCAUUGUGUUUUAUUGAAAAUUAUCCUUUUUUGGAUUUCCUCCUAAAGUGGGCUGCUUCUCAUCUCAUGAGAUUUGAAGAUCAAUUUGCUACAAGUGUUCCUCCAACUAUAACUGCCUGUUGCAGCAUUUACUGGUCAUCUUAAUGAUAGUGAGCAACUGAAAGCUUGGUUUGAUCGUAAGCUUAACUGUCAGGGUUUAGCAUCACGUUCAUAAGCCUUGGACAUGCGCACUCCCAUCUCCCCUAACCCACACCAGAGGAAAUUGGAAGCUUUCCAUUCCAUUCCAUUAACCACAGUUUAGUGCAGUGCUUGAAACCAAACUCUUUCAAGCUGCCUUAUUUCAGUAAAGUACCGUUAAGAUUAACCACAGUUUAGGGUUUGGACAUACCACUAAACUGUAAUUAGCUGAAAAUGACAGUGAAAACUUUUAAGUCUUCUCGUGGUUACACCUGAGAAGAGGGGGAAAUGGUAAUCUGAUGCUCAGUCACAUGACUGUAAGCAUUAAGCACAGCCAAUAAGUAAUUACAUGAUUGUUAUGAUAAUCUCAUACCCAUGUCUGUUCCCCUCUCCUAGAUCAGUGCAGUAAAUUCAUUAGUUAAGCUUCAGAUAAAGGAAAUUUCAGAGCAUAGUUAGGUUAACCAUGUUGUGUAUUCAGAUAUGGAUGUGUUUUCAAACAAUGUUGUUAUUAGAUUUUACCAGACUUCUUAGUAGCCCCAGAACUGCCCCAGUCAGAGCCAUGAGUAUAUCCCUGGUCAGGUUCUGAUUGAUUCAACAAUGCUUUCUGUCUAAGGAUGACUUUCUAUAUAAGAAAUUAUAUCUCAGUUAACUUUAGAGUGAAUAUCUGUGUGGUUUUAAUGUAAAUGGAGCCUGAGGAUCAAGCCCAUGAUUCUGACACAUGAUCAAACUCUGGGUUUGGUGCUGAAGCGGGUUAAUAACUCAGCCCACUGAGUGCAGCUGAAGAACUCUCAGUCUCCAUUUAUUCUGUGGCACAGGAAGCAAAUGUCAAUUAAAAAAUGAGACACCUUUCAGCAUCUUAAAGAAAUACAAUUCCUCUUGUGUUUUUGUUUAUAGUGAAGUGGGUUCUUCCUUCAUGCUCUGUCCUUCUUAAAAUUAGGCCCUCACAGAGAGGCUGGAUGUUGUUCUUCUGGAGAAAGCUGAAGUCCAGCAGCAGUGUCUAGCUCUGAAAAAAGAAAAUGUGAAAAGGCAACAAGAAGCAGAGGUACUCCCUAAUUCUAGCUUAUUUAAUAUAUUUCUGUCAAAGAGAGCCUUUCCUGUCUUUUAAUCCCUUUGGCUCUAUUCCAAGUUCACAAGUGUCUCUAUUCCAAGUUCACAAGUGCACUGCCCCUUUCCUUGAUCCUAAACAGGGAGGCACAGCAGAUACGAGUGUAUUCUCUAGGGAAGAGAUAUUCAAUAGACUGGGGAUAUCUAAUGUGGUGCCCUCCAGACGUUGCAGGACUACAACACCCAUCAGCCCCAGCCAUCACAACCAGUGGCCAGGGAUGAUAAAGUUGUAGUCCAGCAACUGGAGAGCAUCACAUUAGCUAUCUGUGGGCCAAUGGUUCUGUUGCAGUAAGGCUUACUAAUCUCUCAACCUUUUAUUGGAAAUUGCUUUAAACAUCUUUUUUUAAAAAACAACAAAAAACCAGCGCUCUUGCCAGUGCCUAGACAUGUGAGGUGGCACAAGUGUUAUUCCCAGCAGAUGGAGUAUUAAGAUAUUGCCAAAACAUUAAACAAUUGAAACACUUCUCAUUUAUCUGGCCUUUCCCAUUUUAGAAAUCUCUCAGAAAUAUAUCUUGCCACCAAGAACAAAAUAUGGUUUAAAUUCUUUUCGUCUGUAAAAUGUGUUCUGCUGCUUUUUCUGGUACGUAUGUCAGUUAAGAGAUGACAACUGCCAUUAGAUAUAAGGCACACAGUUACUUAAGUUGGAAGUUGCAUGCUCAGUUUUGUGAGUGGAAUGGAGAGCAAUAAAGUAGAUUAAAUAUAUAUUAUUUAAGAAGACUGAGAGUAAACCUUGGGCAACCUUUGAAAUCCUAUUUUGUAAUAGGUCAGAUUUGUAUUUUGCCUUUAAUUGAAGAAAUGUGUUUUCAGCUUGGAUGGGAAGGCAGAUGUUGAUGAAUUAAGCCAGUUGUGCAGAUCUCCUAUACAUGUUUUUGUGUCUGUCUUUAUUCCUAGAUUGUUCCCUCUGUCAGACGGGAUUGGGGAGUGAGGAUGGGUAUUGGGUGGGUUUUGGUUUGAUUUUGAUAUUUUAAGUGCUGUAAAUUGGGUAUGCACUUACAAAAUGAUUAAAAUAUGCAUAUAUGCUCUGAAUAUUUUAUCAUUAGGCUGCUCUCGCUAAGGAAGGAGAAUUGCAGAAGAAGUUUGCACAGUUGAACACUGACUACCUGAAAGAAAUCGAAGGUCUUAAGAAUGAAACCAUAGCAACACAGUCCAAAUAUGAUGAAACUAUUGCCACGUUGCAAAAGGAACUGCUUGCAGAAAGGAGCAAACAAGAGCAGCUCACAGAACAGCUUAAUUGUCAGAGUAAUAACCAAGAAGAAAUUAAAAGGCUACAGGAAGAGGUCCAUCAGACUAAGGCUGCCUAUGAGGAACAAAUAUUGAAUCUGAAGAAACAGUUGGAAGCUUCCAUUGAGGGUAAGAAGGAGGAAACUGCCAAACUGCAAGAUGUCAUUGAAAGUAAUUCUCAGUGUUACCAAAGGGAAAUGGAUAGAUUAGAUGAAGAGCUAGGCAAACAGAGGACUGCUCACCAAAAGGAGGUGUCUGAGUUGACAUGUCAGCUUGAAACCGCUGUCAAAGCAUGUGAAGAGGAGCAAAAUAAGGUAGAUCAGCUAAAGCAGAACUUAAUAGAGCAAUACAGGGUAAAAGAGAAGGACAUGCAGGAUGAAUUGCGUGCUUGUAAAGAGAAAUAUGAGCGUGAACUGGAAUACAUAAGGCAAACUCUAACGAAAGAUGUAGACAGCCUAGAAUCUGGAAAUGUGCAGUUGGAAACGGAAAUGGCAGAAAAGACCAGACAUUUAGAAAAUGCUUUAAAAGAACUGGAAUCUCAACACAGUAUAUUACAAGAUGAGUUAACCUACAUGAACAAUGUUAAGAUGAAACUGGAAGUGGAAAUCCAGCAUGCACAGGAUGAAUUCUUCCACGAAAAAGAAGAUCUGGAGUUCAAAAUUAACGAACUGCAGCUUGCCAAAGAGGAUCACUGUGGCGUAGUUGAAAAACUAAAAUCGGAGUUGAAGGCAGUAACAGAACAACACGAGAAGACUAUAAAAGAAAAUAGUCUGGAAAUUGAAGAACUGUUAGAAAAGCAUAGAAGGGAAAUUUGUGAUCUUAAACAAUCAGUAUCAUUAAGUUUAGAGAGAGAAAAUCAGUCAUUGGCUCUUCAGAUAGUGGAUCUUAAAGAACAAUGUCAGAAGCACCUACAGGAGAAAGAAGAUGCAAUUGCUAGUUAUGAGAGCUUGCGUGAAACGAUGGAAACCUUUCAAACAGAAUUGGGGGAAUCAGCUGGGAAGAUAAGCAGAGAAUUUGCAUCCAUGAAGCAGCAGCAGGCUUCAGAUGUUGAUGAACUACAGAAAAAGCUUAGAGCUGCUUUCAGUGAAAAGGAUGUUCUCCUUGAGACUGUAAAUCAGCUCCGGGAACAUACAGAACAACUUUCCUCCAAACUCGAGGAGCUGGAAGAACUAAGGCAUAAAAUAGGGACUCUCCAGGAAGAGAAUGAGAAACUUGUUGCUUCUCUUCAUCAAAGAGAGGCUGCAGUGAAAGAACUGGAAGAGAAGGAGAGUGAGCUUUCAUCACAGAACGAUAGCAUCCUAGACAAACUGAAAUGCUCUGCUGAAACGAUAGAAAGCCUCCAGGGGAAAUGCAAAGAGGAGAAGGCAGCGGCUGUGGAACAUCAGCAACGGGUUGAGGCUCUUAGCCUUUGCAACAGUGAAUUGGAGCAACAGGUAGAGGAGUUGAUGGCGAAACUGAAAGUGGAAAAAGAAGAGAACCAACUAAAGCUGGGGGAAUUGGAACAGCAGAUUGAAGCUCUUCGGCAAGAUAAAGUGCACCUCUCAUCUGAAGUAGCGAGUCUACAUGAUGAAAAUAACAAGCUCAAGGAAGACAGGGACCAAGCAGGGAAAGAGCUGGAAAGCAUUGCAUCUGAAAAGCGGGGCUGGAUUGUGUCUCAAGAGAAAGCAGAUAAUUUAGAAACGAAAUUGCAAACAGUCUGUGAAGAGAAAGACCAUUUGACUAAGGUACUUGAGGAAGAAAAGGCUUUCAGAUCUCUUGUCAUGAGUCAGCUCUGUAGCCUCCUUGAGCAGAUGGGCUCCACAAACCCAGAAGAAAAUGAAGGCAAAGAUGUACCCGGUCUGCUGCAAGCUGCGAAUGAAUUAUUUGCAAAAAUGAAGCAAGAGAUACAAAGUCUGAACUCACAAAAGGAUGAAAACGUUCUUUUACAGGAGGAAAUGCAGAGGCUGCAGGAAGAAAAUGUGGCUCGUUGCAUGGAACUCAGAUCUCUUUUGGACGAUUAUGAAAACGAAAAACUCCUGUUAAGAGAAGAGUUGGAAGGGGCUGUUUCUGAAAAAGAAGCCCUGCAGCUAGAUAUCCAGGAGCUGAAACACGCCAGUGAAAAACUCAGGAAUGAGAACCAAGAUAUUUUAGUCUGUAUGGAAGAUCUAUCUGAAAAGCAUGCACUCUGUGAAAACAAAAUAAAAGAUCAAGAAGAGGAGCGGAAAAAAUUAAGCUUGAUCCUUGAGCAAAAAGAAACGGAAGUGAGAAAUGUGCAGGCUGAGCUUUCUUUGCUAAAGGUUAGGGUUUUAUUAUUGAAUUGCUCCCAUUUAUCCCCCAAGCCUCUUUAGAACAGAAUUUGGGAAAGUAAUGGGAAUUGUGAAAUUCUUUGGUUACAAUCUUUUGCUCUUACAUGCAAAAGAUAUACCACAAAACUUGAACUCUUCAUAUCUCUUGUGAGGUUGGUGAGGAUGAUUUCAUACUUUGCGUGAUAGACUUGUCUACUGCCUGUAUAACAGUGUUGUGGUACAUGCAGUAAACACAACUCUUGUGUGAAAGCGUGCUUCCUCCUUACAUCCCCAGAUAUAAGCAUUUAUAGAUUUGGAACCUGGGUUAUGGGUUGGAUUUGUGUUCUGAAGAUUAAUUAUCCCUGAGUUCACAAUAACUCUUGAAAACUAUUAUUUUAGAGUGGCUGUUAAUUUGGUCUUGUUUGAGUGCCACUAAAUGCAUUUUAAGAUUGUGUUAGGUAGUCAAGGGUGAAACUUCUAUGUUCUUUAUUGAUUUCCCCCCAAAAUUCUAGAAAAUGAAAGUGAGCUAGGGUCUUCAAGACUUUUAGUAUUCUUCACUUUGAGACACUUUAGAGGUGAUAAAGCAAUGAAGCUAGAUGGUUGUUGCAAGUGAAUAAUGCUUCAGGGAUGUUCUGUCAUUGCCUUAUCAAGAAGAAACUUGUUGCCCAAAGAGCUCUGCUCAUAGGGCAGUAAAGAAAUAUUAAUAGUAAAUAAAUAAAAUAGCUAGUCUGAGGAGGAAAAGGAUCAGAGAGAAACCAAUGGUGCCAUUUUUAAUUAGAAAAGACAUGUAUCGCUGGAUCUUAAAAGGUGAUAUCAUUCUUACUGGAGCCUUUCCUAGUUUUAUCUGCUUGUCUUUAUCCUCUGGAAACAAAUAGCAGAUGUAACUAGGAACUCCUGUUAACACUUAGGAGUCCAGUGUUACACCGAGCAAAGCAGAAUGAAGGAAUCAGCCUCAACAGCUUCCAUUGUGAUGUCACAGUGACACCACAGGUCACUUUGCUUUGUCUCUGGGAACCCCACCACCAAGCAGCAGCAGACAUCUGUGUCGCUGCUCUACUGUUUGGAGAGAAAAUUGCAUCAAUAAGUGCUUCUCAGAGGGCAUUUCUGGGACAAGCUCUGUCUCUCUUACUUUAGAUGAGUUACAUUCAGGGAUAGGAUCAAGCUAUCCAUCUAAUUUAUUGUGUUUGCAAUGCAGGCUUCUGUCGAGGAGUCUUCUGCUAAAGAUGACCAGCAGUUAUCAGAAGCAGAAAAAAUGGGUAUAUAUAUAUUUCUUUACCAGGUUUGCUGCUGUGUAAAUAAUUACUGAGUAUUUAAUGUUUGUUUCCGUCUCAUCUCUGCAACCUGCAGUAAGUUGCAUCUUCUGGAGAUACUUUGCUCUGAUAAAGACAAAAUAGGGUGUUCGGUCUGUGAGUCCUCUAUUUCCAGGCUGCUUUUGAAUCCUGAAAUGUAUGGCUUCCAUUUUAAAAAAGAAAAGAAAACAUAUGAACGAUGUGUGGGUUAAUUUGCAUGAGGUGGUGUGUAAAUAGAUCUUGCUAUGGGAUGUGACCAUUUUUAUUGUGAUUUAAAAACAUUUAAUUGCUUAAUGAAUAUAAUGAAGCUGAUACUUAUUAAUGAAUUAUUUCUUAUUUCAGAAAGAUGUUUUUGCCUUCACAUUUUAAAAUAGGUUUUGUUUGUUCAUUCAGUGAAUUUGGAAAGACAACUGAAAGAGAAAGAAGAAAAAGGAAAUAAAAUUAAAGCUGUUGCCAUGAAAUUAAGGAAAGAACUGGAAUGCAGCAGGAAAGAGGUAACUGGAAUCAAGUUCCAUAUGUUUUGUACCAAUUCCUCGUGAGAUGUUUGGUCAUGUGUUUCUGGGGCCACACAGGUCUUUUUAGGCCUGCUUUUAAGUUGUUCCGAGUAGGAUGGUUCCAUAGUUUUCUCAUUUGUGAUUGUUAAUGGGCUGGUGGCACUUUGGUAGCCUCCAUUCUCAUCUAACCACAGUCUUUAGUUUCAGUUUUGACAAAAUGUCUGCCUACUUUAGAGGACUGGAUGCAUAUGAGCCGGAGAAGAUGGAAGUUAGAAAGACCUUGAAACCAGGGCAGGUAGAUUCAGCGUUGACUUGAGAGGUUUUGGUCUUUGCCAAAUGGCUGUUUCAUACAUCUCAUUUUUUCCUGCGUGGCAGUACUGACAUGGGGAAAAGGGAAAUGGACACAAUUCUACAUGUGGAGUUGACAUGCCUUUUACAGUGAAUACUUAAGUUUGGAAGCCAAUACAACCCACACAUUUGGAAUUUCUUGUCUGUUCAGGUCUUCCUUGAAAGAUAUUAUUAUUAUUAUUAUUAGUAGUAGUAGUAGUAGUAGUAGUACCCCGCCCAUCUGGCUGGGUUUCCCCAGCCACUCUGGGUGGCUUCCAACAAAGAUUAAAAAUACAUUAAAAUGUCACACAUUAAAAACUUCCCUGAACAGGGCUGCUUUCAGAUGUCUUCUGAAUGUCAGGUAGUUGUUUAUCUCUUUGACAUCUGAUGGGAGGGCAUUCCACAGGGCGGGCGCCACUACCGAGAAGGCCCUCUGCCUGGUUCCCUGUAACCUUACUUCUCGCAAUGAGGGAACCGCCAGAAGGCCCUCGGCGCUGGACCUCAGUGUCCGGACUGAACGAUGGGGGUGGAGACUCUCCUUCAGGUAUACUGGGCCAAGGCUGUUUAGGGCUUUAAAGGCCAGCACCAACACUUUGAAUUGUGCUUGGAAACGUACUGGGAGCUGCAAGGAAGGUUGGAUUUGCUGUUCCUCAUUCUCUUUAUGGCAUGAAUGACUAACCCAUGACCUAUGAGCUGCAUCUUGUCUGCCAAGCCACAAGAAGUGGCCUGAUUUGAGCCCCCGCUGCUUUAUCUCCUGAUCUAAGGGGGUUUUAUCUCCUGAGAUCUGUUCAGGAUAUAAACUACUCUGUCUGAUCUCUAAAGAGCAGUGAGUAUACAUUUAAGAGUGAAAGGCAGCAUUUUUUCCCUCACUCCAGGCUGUCUUUUGCCAGCACAGAUCCUUCUGUGCGGAGUUAAAAAAACUAGCUUUUUCAGCCACCCCAACAUGGGUCAGGAAUGCUGGAAGUGCCGAUUCUGUAUACAUGUGUGUGAAAUAGUGUAUCUAUGACUAAGGAAAUGAAUGCUCAGUAACCGCCACUCUGAUGUUUGUAUAUGGUAAACGUCCGUGUGUGGUGAGUGUAUGUUUGUGUAUUCAUGCAGCAGCCAUGCUCACUGCUGCCAUAUUGCCCUCAGGGGAGUGGCUGACUGAGGGUCAAUAUGUCAGGAGCUCAGCCUACACUUGAGUAGGACCCUGGCAGAGACACAUGCCUGACUGGCAUGUUCUCUUCCUCCUGGUCAAUCGUUAGGGAGCUUCAAAGGCUUUCUUCAGCCCGAACAUCACAGCGACCGAUGCCAACUGACACCGGCACACUUAGGGAUCCGCAGAGUUUGCGCAUCAUGCGUAACAGACCUCAGCAACUCAGCAUUUUGGCUAAUCUACCGUAUUUUUCACACCAUAGGGCGCACCGGACCAUAGGGCGCACCCAGUUUUUAGGGGGGGAAAUCAAGAAAAAAAAUAUUUUCCCCCUCAGCCCCAAAGAGCAGCGUACAGGCUGCGCACAGCCUCUCCCUGCCAGAGGGGUUGAGCGGGCCUAUGGCACAAGCCAAGGCAGCGAGCGGGAUGGAUCCCGCUCGCUGUUUUGGCUUCCCCUUUAGCCCCGUGCAGCCUCUCCUUGCCAGAGACGCUGCGCAGGGCUUUCCUGGCUUUACUGGGAGGUGGGGGGAUUCCCUCACCUCUCCCAAAAGCCCGCAGAAGCCGCGCAACCCCUUUACAGAGAUCGCGGCUUCUCCUGGCUUUCCUGGGAAGUGGGAGAAUUCCCCCACCUCCCGCAAAACCGGCAGAAGCCGCACACACUUCAAAAGGGCUGCACGGCUUCUCCUGGCUUUCCUGGGAGGUGGGGGAAUUCCCUCACCUCUCGCAAAAGCCCGCAGAAGCCGCGCAACCCCUUUAAAGAGAUCGCGGCUUCUCCUGGCUUUUCUGGGAGGUGGGAGAAGGGACUGAUGCGGCCAGUCAGUCCCUUCUCCCACCUGUGGAAAAGCCCGCAAGAGCGCACAGAGCUUGUGUGCGGCUCUUGGGGGCUUUUCCCGCCUGCCUCCCCCCUGCAUUCGCUCCAUAGGACGCACACACAUUUUCCCUUGCUUUUUAGGAGGGAAAAAGUGCGUCCUAUGGUGCGAAAAAUACGGUACUUUAUUUACAUAUAAACACACACGGAGCACUGCAACAUGGCUCCCUCUCUCUCUAGCAUCAGACAGCAAAGAGAAAGAACAAAGGAUAAUAGUCCCACUUCACGGAACACAGUAACACAAACAUCCUGUCUCUGUCACUUCUCACUCUGAAGUCAAAACAUACACCAUCAUGUGAAAGACAACAAUCCCAUGACUGCAAUCAUGGAGCAGGAAUUCUAACACAAUAUAGUCCUCAUGCUGAAUAGGGUUGGUCAAUGCUUCUCUGGGACAAAGAGCUUCAAAUCUACAGUACAUGGAACUCAAUAGCUUGCUAUUGAGGGCUGGGAUUUGGUGUCUGCUGAGCUCAGGGAGUGGGUCGCUCUUGGGUCCUGGCUUCACUGCACACUGUGAAAAUAUGCUCCAGAGGAAACAAGGUAGGAGGUAGCGUGGGAAGUUUCAGGGGAGGUGAGAGUUAGUGAAAUCCCCCCCCUUUUUUUUUUCAUUCACAGAAGGUUGUCUUCAGGUCCAAUCACUGGUAGAAGUAACAAGGGUUCAUAUCUUUCUUUGCACUUAGGCACAGUCACUUAGAGAAGAGGUGAAGUUAUUGCAGUCAGAGAGACAGCAGCUGUCAACGUCAAUGGGAGACAUCAUUCAGACAGCAGAGAGCUAUAAGGUAAAGGACAAGUACUUUAUCUUCAUCACUUCCUGCUGUGCUUGAAGCGCUUCGGGCUUCUCUGAGCUUGUGCCCACAUUGUUCCCAAGCACCUGCAUUUCAGCUGCCGGGGAGUUAUAAGCAGGGGCUGUGUUUGCAGUGGACAGCACUGUGCCCAAAAACCCUCUGCUUACAGCUUUGUUAGUGUGGAUUUUUCUAAGGUGUUUCGCUCUUACAUCAUUUAUUUAUUUUUACAUAUUUGUUUUCCCAUUAAAAAUGGCACAAAACUCACAGAAGGAUCCUGCUGAACCUAUUGUUGCUGUUUAUAAGCAGGGCAGUUCAAAAAUGGUCAGGAUUUGUAUCCCAAACUCCAUUCUAUCUAACGGAAUGGAAAAAGCAGAGGCAAGGACUCAGUUAUAGAUCUGCCUUACCCAUUGCAUGGUAACCCUAGUUUCUGUGUGUGAAUUGACUCAGAUGUUAGUCCCCACGUGCUUUUGUGCUUUGUUUUACCAGCAACAUUUUGCUCUUUUCGAAAAAGCUUUUAGAAUAUAAGUAUGCAUCUACUUCCAUCUCUUGGAUGUUAACCUAUUACAUCGAAUACAUAAUUCCUUCUCAAAUUUUGUUCAGAUGUUCUUGUUUGACUCAGGAGGUCCAUGUGAUUUUGCUCAAUAGGACCAACUCCCAAAAUUUUAUACACCAUUCCUCAAAUUAAUGGAGUUUUUGCUUUGGUUCCCCCAUUUGGCAUAUGUAAGGCACAGUAGUGACAGUGUAUUACCCGGUAGAUUCUCUUUAUUUGAGAGAGUGGAGUCAUUAAAAUGCAUUACUAAAUAAACUCCUGGGUCAGACAGUAUAUUCACUUGCAGGAUAUUACGUAUUACAGUGGUGCCCCGCAAGACGAAUGCCUCGCAAGACGGAAAAACCGCUAGACGAAAGGGUUUUCCGUUUUGAAGUUGCUUCGCAGGACGAAUUCCCCUAUGGGCUUGCUUCGCAAGACGAAAAUGUCUUGCGAGUCUUGAGAUUUGUUUCGCUUUUCCCCCCCCUUUAUCUCAUCUGCUAAGCAUUUAAUUGCCUUGAAUAGCCUUGUAGCGGCUAAGCCCCGAAGGCUUUAAGCCUUUAAUAGCCGCUAAACAGCUGAUAGCGCUAAUAGCGCUAAUCCGUCAAUGGGCUUGCUUCGCAAGACGAAAAAACCGCUAGACGAAGACUCUUGCGGAACGGAUUAAUUUCGUCUUGCGAGGCACCACUGUACUGUUAUUUUCCUCUAAAAUCUUUUUAUCUUCUGAAGAAACCACUAACAGUGAUAAGAAUCAGCCCUCUCUACCCCUGGCUUCCCACAAAGAUCUGUCAUCAUCUUUAUACAUUUUAGCCAGCCUAAUUGUACAGUGGCAUCUAAUAUUUUAAUAGUUUUCUAGUAAGUCGGCUGAAAUGGCAUAUAUUUGAAUCUUUGACCAGGUAUAUAUUUUUUUUAAAAAAAACCUUAAGUAGCAAUUAUUUCACUUUGCCUGUUUUUAAAGCAGUACGAUUCCAUGUUAAAACACAACUUCCCAGAUAUUUUCAGCAAGAUGCUGAAGAUUGGCUGCUUGUUGGGCCAGCCCAAGUUCAUGACAUGGAGAUAAACGUAAUGUGAACUUUUAAUGCCUUCAUCUAGUAUGCCAUUUUGCUUUGCGGUAUAUAACAGUAUAGUUGCUGUCGGAUGCAACAGUGCAGAUCUUUCAGACAGGUAUCCAGAAAGUAAAAUCUUUAUUUAUUUCCAUGUUAAGAAGUAGCUCUGUUUCCUGGUGCUACCCUGACAAAGAAUGUGGCUGCUUAUGCAUACAGAACGUUGUGGGCUCAUAAAUAAAGGCUUAAUAGAAUGUGUAUGUGCUCCAAGAAUCUUUUAACAGAGUUUGACAAGCAAGCAGAGCAGCUGGACACUGAAAAAAAGCGAGCUCGUAAAUUUGAACACCAGAUAGAUGACCUUACGAGACAACUGGAAAACUCUACUCAGCAGGUGCUGGUUAUAUAAAAUCUAUACAAAUGGAAUUUGUUCUUAUUUGCGGGGAGGAGCAAAAGUGAGAAUUAAUGGGAGGAGAUUGGGGAGUGAGCAGUCUUGAGACUAGAAAAUGAAUUUUGCUUUUGCAGGGCUUGAGCCCCUGUUUGUGAUCUUGGGCACUUCACUUGUUUUCUAGUUGAGCACUGUUUCUUUCCAACAGUGGCCAGCCACAUGACUCUGAGAAACCUACUGCAGGUCUUGAGGGUAACAGCAUCCCCACUCUUCCCCCUGCCCACAGCAUUUUUAGUUCACAGCAGUGCUGCCUGGAAUGGAGGCUUUAUUUCACUGUCAUAGCUGAUUGCUACCAAUCCAAAAGACCGAUUUUUUUUGAAAUACAAAGGUAGAAAAAGUCUAUAACGAAAUCUGGCUCUUUAUUUUCACAGAGGAACAGAAAGGUUUAAUCUUGAGCUUCAUUAAAAAAAAUAUUGUUUAGAUAGUAUUUAGUGCCUCUGAAGGUGGCACGGAUUUAUUUUUUAAAGUGGAAACAAUAAGUUUUGUUAGAGACAUGUGAUUCUCCAUCCCACCCCAAUGUAUUCUUAAAUUAUGCUGUUCUUUAAGUAUAUUGUAUAUAAGAAAUGUAUAAGUAUAUAAGAAAUGAGACAACUUAUAUUAGAUAUCUUUGUCCUUCAGGGGGAACUAUGAGAAAGUUGCUCUGAUCAUUAAUAUCUGUUCCAGCUGACGAAAAUUUUAUAUCACGCAGGGUUGUCUGCAGUAGUUUUCUUGUGCUGUAUCAUUACCACUAGGGACCAUUUGCAGAAAGGAACCAGUUAAAUCAUACAUUUGCUUAGAAUCAGGCAUAUUUAAGCUCUCCUGAGAUCGAUGUAUCCAGGACUCAGGCCAUUAAAGUAACAAAAGUGGGUUAAAAGCAAUUAAUAUUUUUCAAGUAUGUUUAUGUUAGGGGGGUGUUUUUUGGUAAGAAUUCCAGAGCAGUUCAAUGUAGAAAAUACCAGAAUGGUGUAUGCCGUAAUACUGUAAAGCAUAUACAAAAUAAAAUACAGAAAAACAGUGUCAUAUGUUUAGUGGCAUAUAAAGUAUGGCUGUUCACACUACUAGGAACGUCUGUGUGAACUGAAGGCUUUUAAGUAAGUUAUUUUAAGCCUCACACUGGGGCGGGGGAGUCUGGCUUUUGAAAAUGGUAUCUGGGUGAAAUCUCCAGUGUUUUAAGUGGUGUAGCUGAAUAUUUCCCAUCCUGACUCUGCUAAUGCUGCUACUAUCCUUUUUAGCAAGACCAGUGGCGUUCUGCUAAUGAAGACCUCCUGACUCGUGUUCAGACUUUGCAAACUAACACUAAGCUGCUAGAAACACAGCUACUGGAAACUCAGAGGGCCAAAGCAAAAGUCGAUAAAGAACUCGAAGCUGAAAAGCUUCUAAAAGAACAAAAGAUAAAGGUGAGUGACAUGUGUUAGGAGAGCAGAAAAUAGAACAGAAUAAGAUACCUAUUUCUGAAUGAGUAGCCCUUGCGCUAUUUUCUUUGCAGGACCACACUAAUGCUGCAAAAGAAGUUGAAGAACUUCAAACACAACUUCAGAAAGAAAAGAAGCAUCUUCAGAAAAUUCUAGAAGAGCUGGAGUUGGCAAAGAAGGUAGCCUGGUAGUUUAUAUCUACCUCUCUCCCCCCCCCCCCCUUGUCUUAUCUUUGCAUAUUUACCAUCUUUUCACUCAGAGCCAGUGUGGUGUAGUGGUUAAGAGUGGUAGACUCAUAAUCUGGUGAACCGGGUUCGCUUCCCUGCUCCUCCACGUGCAGCUGCUGGGUGACCUUGGGCCAGUCACACUUCUCUGAAGUCUCUCAGCCCCACUCACCUCACAGAGUGUUUGUUGUGGGGGAGGAAGGGAAAGAAGAUUGUUAGCCGCUUUGAGACUCCUUAGGGUAGUGAUAAAGUGGGAUAUCAAAUCCAAACUCCUCUUCUUCAGAAGGUAGAAUCCAUAAAAGAGCAUGCAGAACUACAGAAUAGGUCUUUGCUGGGUUUUUCCCCUCCUCCAAGUCUCUUCUAAAGGCCAAGGGACCUUCUGAUUCAGCAUGGGGACUCCAGGCCAAUUCACAAGUUGUUGGUGAUUCAUAUACAGCAGGGAUAUCCAACCAGUCAAUCGUGAUUGACAGGUAGAUCGCCACACGAUCUUGGUCGAUCGCAGACAAGUAAUGUCCUCGCCUCCGUCUCCCGGCGCUAGUUUCCUGUGUUGGUGCCACAGCAUUUGUGAACGUUUUGAAAAGCGGAAUGCUAAAGCAAACUUAUCUGUAGCACUUCGUGAAAAAAGCUGAACAACUCUGGCCGCCACCCCUAAAAAACGUUCAACAACUUUGGCUAACCCCCCCCCCCAAAAGCUCAACAGUGGGUAGAUCACUGCCAUUUAUAUUAUACUGGGAGUAGAUUGCAGUCUCUUUGGAGUUGGACGUGCCUGAUAUAUAGAAUCUUGUUUUUUAUUUGGGUAUUCCAUGGCAUGUUAAACGGGGCUAAAGAAUAAAUGUUUGGCAGGAAUGUUAGGUCUUCGGGACCAGCCAAAGCAGCGGUAGAAGUUAAAACUUGCAGGUGCCGUGUGUUUGUACAGGAUGCGCAUAAGAGUACAGUGAUGGACAUGGAAAUGGCUGAUUAUGAACGUUGUGUAAAAGAACUUAAUCAAAAGAUUACUGACAAAAGCAGCAGAAUUGAAGACCUUGAGCAAGAGAUUAAAAUUCAGAAGCAGAAGCAAGAGACUCUGCAGGAAGAAAUCAGUGAGUAGCGCACUAAACUCCUCCUUGGGUCUAAAUACGUUUUUGUGGAUGUUUCAGUACAGUAAGAGGGUUUUUUAUAGGUAUGCCUCAGAAUAGCAGAGAAGCUACAUCCUCCAAACAGAGGUCAAUGGCCUCUUAUCCAGUAGAUAGGAAUAACUUUGCAAGAAAUUUAUUUUGUAGGAUUAACAAAGUGCCAUAGUAUUUAGAAAUCAUUGGCAGUAUAUGCCACUUCACAAAUGUUUAAAGUUCAGUAGGUUGGAAAAGCCAACACUCCUUAGAAAUAUUUUUUCACGUCAAUGAUAAAUCUUUAUAGCUGUUCAUUCACUCUAUUUCUUCUAAAAGGAUGUCUAGAUUUUUAGUUGGGUUUAAAGCAGUUCUUGUCUGAAAAUAGUAUUUUAAAGUGAAGAUUGUAACUUUCUGGUAUAGUUUUAAUUCUAGUAAAAAGUUUAAAUCAAGGAGCAAGAAGGAAGCUUCAUUUCUUCUUUCCAAGCCUUUAUAGGAAAAUCUGGAAGAAUUUCAUUGAAAGUUCUGCUGCUUGCUUUCUGAAUAAAUUACCUUCAACGUUUACUUUGUUCACUAGAAUCAUUCCAGAAUACUGUACAAGAGUAUGAGGGGAAAAACACGAAGAUCAAACAGCUGCUGGUGAAAACGAAAAAGGAAUUGGCUGACUCAAAGCAAGCAGUAAGUCCCUAUGCUUUCUAAUAAUUUGUUCUCUCUUCUGACAAAGUAAAAAUGAUGCUGCUUCAUUUCACUCUUCUGCAGCAUAGUGCUAAAUUAUUCAAGAUGCUCUUGUUUUGCAGGGAAAUGAACUUCUGAGGCUUCAAGCAUCUUUAAAAGGGGAGUUGGAAGCAAGUCAGCAGCAAGUCGAAGUUUAUAAGGCAAGAUCUCCCCCCCCCAAUAAAAAGUAGUGAGAUGCACAGUGUUGCACCUCCCCAGAGUGGUAGCUAAAGCUGUAUGUUAAAAACCGUAACUGCAAUCAAUUGCUAUCAUACAUGCUAUCUCCCUGAAAUACUACAUUUUUCAAGAUGAUACUCUGCUGUUACGUAUUUACAUAUAAGUUGCAUUGAAAUCCAUAAAACCUUACUAGGUAAGGAUGCACUCUUAGACUCAGUUUCCAGAAUAAGUACCACUGAGUUCGGUGGUGUUACUUUGGAGUAAAGGUAAAGGGACCCCUGACCGUUAAGUCCAGUCGCGGAUGACUCGGGGGUUGCAUCGCUCAUCUCGCUUUACUGGCGGAGGGAGCCGGUGUACAGCUUCCGGGUCAUGUGGGCAGCAUGACUAAGCCGCUUCUGGCAAACCAGAGCAGCACACGGAAACGCCGUUUACCUUCCCGCCGGAGUAUUUAUCUACUUGCACUUGAUGUGCUUUCAAACUGCUAGGUUGGCAGGAGCAGGGACCGAGCAACGGGAGCUCACCCUGUCAUGGGGAUUCGAACCGCCGACCUUAUGAUCGGCAAGCCCUAGGCUCUGUGGUUUAGACCACAGCACCACCCGCGUCCCUUUACUUUGGAGUAGUUGUGUACAUACUGCUAUUACAUGCUUUUGGAUCUGGAUGUCAUUGUGGUCGUUUUCUGUACCCAGUCCCUCCCCAAUGCCCAGGAUAGAUUUCAAGUCUGAGAAUAAAGAAACUGGGCACAAUCCAAUCAAAACUGAGCCUUUUUAAGUCCUGUUGAUUUCAGUGAAAAGAGUUAGGCGUGUGUGGACAACUCCUAUUGAAAUCAGUGUGGGGCCCCGAAAUGCUUGACAGGAUUGUUCCAAAUAUAUUCCUUUUAAUAAAAUUAAAAGCAGCUUGUAAAUUGGAUUGCCAAGCUGCAUCCGUUCUCCACUCAUGCCACACCACUAUGUUUUGUGGUCAAUGUUAUAUUCAUUUCACUUUUUUUCCUACAUUAGUGCAGUGAGAAAUAUACAAUGUCACAUAUGACUAAAGUCUUUGGCCAAAAUGGUGUGUCUCAUUUUUUCUCCACGUGAAUACGUUUUUGGAAGCUGCAGGAAUUCCAGGCUAUAAAUUCCAUGACAAAAAUUUCAUACACAGUUUUUACGUGCAACUUUAUGUGUAAGGAUGUUUUUAUAUCAAGUAGCUCUUGGUUAAUUGCAAUUACUUGAAUUCAUCGCUUCAUGCCACUUGUUAAACAUUUGACCAUUUACAUAUUUUCGAAUUUAGCAACAAAACAGUAUCCUCUUUUGCAACAACCAGACCUAAGCCGCUAAGUGGAGCACUUUUGCUAUGGAAAAGAGUGAAAAAGCAAAGUAAAGGUAUUCCUGUGCCACCAAAAUUGUUCCAGAGGGUUCUUGGAAGCUUCAGAUUUUGUCAAUUUGAUAUUCCUUAUUACUGUCCAAUCCAAAAUGGAAACUUGUAGCAAUAACUUUUCAUUUAAUGAGAAAACACCAUUGUCAACAGCUAAAUUCAAAUAUUUUGGAUCUGUGAAUGUCCUUUUACAGAUCCAGUUGGCCGAUAUAACCUCAGAAAAACACAGGAUACAGGAACACCUGCGGACUUCACUAGAGCAACACCAGAGGGUGCAGAGUACUUAUCAGCAGAAAUUAGCAGCUCUUCAAGAGGAAUGUAGUACAGCAAAGGUAUUUUCUUGUGGGGGAGGGAUUCCAGUUCCUAAGGAAUGGCUCCUCUAUGAAAACGUCCAGUAAGCAUCUUAACAGUUGCUUAGAGGUUGGGAGAUGCUGCCUGACAUUCAGUACUUUUGAAAAAUGAAUUAUUAAGUUUCCCAGCUUUGUGCACCUCUCAGAUCUCUAAGGGGCUUGUGAAGAGCCAAUGUUUUUAUUAAAGUCAAUCUUAGUUCUAAAGACCAAAUGCUCACCAUGGCGUGCAACAGUUCCUUUUAGGAGAAUUAAUUCGUCAUCUUUCCCUAUGAGCAAAACUGCUUGGCAUCUUACUUUUCUUUUGAUUUUGCCGUAUAUCCAUGACUGGUAGACUUUCCUGGUGUUGCUAUGUCUUAGAUACAAAUGCAGCAUAAAAGAGAAAAGUCUGACUGGUUGCAAGGUUAAAGCUAGAGGUGCUAAGCACCACAAUAUGUAUAUAGAUAUUAUUUUAGGCUUUGCGAUAUACAGGUUAAAUUAAUCUGAUUGUAUGGAAGGUAAUUCAGCUGCAUUUAGAACACCCGAACUGGCGAAAGUUGGGAUUUGUACUUUGUAAUAGAUGGAGUGGAGUGGAAAAAGCUGUAUUUCCCAUAAGGAUAUUUUGGGGAGCAGGAAGGGGAAUCAAGUUACAAAGAGUUUUCAAUCAGUUGCAAAGAACGCUUGUACUGCUUGAACCUCCCACCCCUUUGUGUUUACUGCACAAAGAUAAAUGAUUGCUGUUUUUGCUUUCUGGGCAGUGUUAUUUUGCAUGCUCUUCAGCAGACUUCCAAACUGAACAUAGAAUUAUCUAUCUUCUUGGUUGCUUUUACAAAGCAGAAUGACUCAGAAUCCGUGUCAGUUAUAACUAGGCGUGUGAUUAAUGUGUGUGUAGGAGGGGACUGGCUUGUGAUGGCAGGAUGUGUCAUGGAACAGAAGCGUAGCUUGUGAGGUUUCCACCCCUGGCUUGCAUUGUAAUUGUUAUUGGUUGUCGUUGGCUACACUUAGAUUACAAAAUAGCAUUGUACUUGGUCAUGCAUUAAAUGUGUGCAUUGAAGCUACAAAUGAUGUGCCUUUGAAACAAAGGUGUUUUGUUUUUUUACUGUCAUCAUUUAAGAACAGAUUAUCCUGUGAAGCUCAAGGGAGGGGUGUAAUAUUUCUCUAAUUAAAAAAGGAAGUGUGGGAAUGGAUGUGUAUAUCUCUACAUGUGCAUCACAAGUAACUCUUUAGGUUUUGUUCCUUAUGCAAAUUGAAAUAACCUUCUGCCCCCAUAUGACAUUGCAGGCAGAAUACUCCGCUGUAACCUCUGAAUUUGAAAGCUACAAAGUCCGCGUUCAUAAUGUUUUAAAACAGAAAAAUAAGUCUUCUCACUCUGAAGCGGAUGUGACCAAGCAAGAAAGGUAAGUGUUGCACAGUUGGAAGGUUUUGGUGGAUGCUGGUUUAAAUCAAAAUUCCAUUCUCAGGGCAUUUGUUAAUAUUAGGGCUCAAAGUUUCUCAGUUCACAGAUUGCCUCAGUGGUAUUUGCAAAGUAGAUAUAGAAUCUUACUUAGUCCCAAGUGGAAAUAGAGACGAAAAAGGUUCAUAGUACACUUAAGAUUUGUCUGAUUCAGAUGUAACACUAAAAUAUACCUCUAUUUAACUUCCCUCUCCUCUGAUGCAGUCAUUGUGAUCCUGCUUGUAUUUCUCCAGUCCACUUUGCAUGCAGCAGCCAUACAAUGUGGCAAACUUCCAUGCUCUUGUUUGUGGAGUUCCGCUUGUUCCAAAGUACAAAAGUUUGAUUUGAUUUGGAUGUGUAUGAUGAAAUUCAGAUCCAUUCAUCACUUCUUUCAGCCUUAAAUUCUUCAAUUCUGUUACGGAUUUGGAACCGUGUAGAUGCAGUCAUGGAAGACUAACAAAGCACAGAAGAAUUUCCAUUUUUUUGUGAUUUAGGAAGGUACACUUGAAGGUUCAGGAAAAGGUACACGCUUGCCGUGUUUAGUAGUGUGUUUUUCUUUUCUUUAGAGAACACAUGGAAAAUAUAAUAGACCAACUGAAGAUCAAAUUGCAAGACACUCAGCAUAACUUACAAAUGAAUAUAACCGAGCUUCAGUCACUGCAGACUGAACACGACACUCUGCUGGAAAGGCACAAUAAAAUUCUUCAGGAGACUGUGGCAAAGGAAGCAGAGCUCCGAGAAAAGUACGUUAAUACACCUUGUAAAUUACAUUGUGCUGACGACUAGUGUUUCAUCUUUGAAUUUUGUGCCCAAGUGGACCUUUGGAGCUAAAAGCCUCCAUGUCUUCGGUGUUCCUAUGGUGGGAAGAUGUUUCAAUAAAUCCUUGCUGUUCUCCACCCCCUUCCUAAGUUGAAACGUCUUUAACAGUUCCUUGUUUAACUAACAUGGACAUUCUUUGGCUGCGUGGAAAUACCUUCCAGGCUCUGCACAAUCCAGUCUGAAAACAUGGUGAUGAAGUCGGAGCACGCGCAGAUUGUCAGCCAGCUGACAGCCCAGAAUGAAGCUCUUCGCAACAGUUUCCGCGAUCAAGUCCGGCACCUGCAAGAAGAGCACAGGAAGACUGUGGAGACCUUGCAGCAGCAGCUGUCCAAAGUAGAAGCCCAGCUUUUUCAACUCAAAAGCGAGCCAAACACCAAAAGUAAGUUAUCCGAUACUCACUGAAGGAAUAAUGCUGAGCUGAGCUCACCUAGCAACUGUUUCUGUGCUUGUCAAAUAAACUCCGCUUAGGACUCUAUUCCCCAGCUUCAUUGCCAAUUCUGUCACUGAUUCGAGUCUCCUAUUACAUAAUGUCCUGUGGCAGGACUAGUUUUCCUGUUAGGCAGGAUGGUAGCAAAGGGUUUUUUUUGGGGGGUGCACCUCUGCAGAGCCAAGCAGUUUUACUCUUACUACUAUCAGGGGCGGACUUUGAUAUUACGGCACCCUGAGCGAGUCCAAAAUUUGCCCCUCCCCCAGGCCUCAUGCUGUGCGGAGGUGUGAGGGCUCCCACCUCCUUCCUGUAGCUGAGCAAGUGCUUGCCGGAGCCUCCCUAAAACCACCUCUGUUACUGUUUUUAUAUCCAGGUGGGUAGGGAUUAGAUCAUGAGGCUGGGGGCCAGAUCCAGCCCAGUCGCCUUUUAAAUCCAGCCCUUGGACGGUCCAGGAAUCAGCGUGUUUUUACAUGAGUAGAAUGUGUCCUUUUAUUUAAAAUGCAUCUCUGGGUGAUUUGUGGGGCCUGCCGGCUGUUUUUACAUGAGUAGAAUGUAUGCAUCUCUGGGUUAUUUGUGGGGCAUAGGAAUUCGUUCUCCCCCCCCCCCCCCCAAAAAAAAAAAUAUAUAUACAGUCCGGCCACACAAAGUCUGAGGGACAGUGGACUGGCCCCUUGCUGAAAACAUUUGCUGACCCCUGUUCUGCUUCAGGAAUGAAUCAACAGUUAUCCUGGGGCAUUUCUAUGUUGUACAGCAGUGUGUCUUUUGUUACUUUAAAAAAAUAUAGGCUGUUAACAAUGUUUAGGUAAUUCCCUUCCAAAUGUUUUGUUUUGUUUUGUCUCGGAAUUGCUUUAUAAUGGCUUAUUUUUCCAGGUUCUGCUCCAGCCAACCUUCCAGCAAAGAACUUGCGAGAGCGGAGGAGCACUGACCUUCCUCUUCUUGAUGUCCACACUAUAACCAGGGAGGAGGGCGAAGGAAUGGAAACCACUGACACAGAGUCUGUAUCUUCUGCCAGUAAUCACAUGCCGUCGUUGGAACAGCUUCUUAAUACCCCUGAUGCAAAAUUUGGUAAGGAAGGCUUGUUCAUGCAUUGAUGCAGUUCGUAUUUUAAAGUUUUGUUUUUGGCACAAUACCGAACUUAGCACAAGUUGUACGACUUCUUUAUUGUUGCAUUGGACUUCUUUAUUGUUGCAUUGAGGUCUGUCAUACUUUCUUCAUGUUUAGCCCUCAUCAUGAGCCAUGAUGAUGCACAUAUGGCCUAGGGAAUGUCAAAUUCAGCCUAGAGAUGCACGUUCUUCAAGGCCUGUUGAAGAUUCUGUGUAUUGUGACAGGAUCCCAGGGCAGCAGGUUUACGGAAAACGUACGUGCAUGUUCUUCAUGAAACCUGGCGAACAUGCACCGUCACCCGUUGCCAUGCACAUAACCUGCUCAACCUGUAUUCCCCUUAACAUAUACACACUUGCAGCUGUAAGAAAUAGUAGAAGCAUCAAUCACAUUUGAAACUGGCUUAUUGUGAACCAUUUUAGAAGCUCCACACUGGGAAGCUGAACUCACCAAAGAAGAGUUGGUGCAGAAGCUGAACACCACGUCGAAGAGCGCGGAUCACUUAAAUGGACUGCUGCGAGAAUCGGAAGCCACCAACGUGAUCCUCAUGGAACAAAUAAAGGUUAGCAGGCAUACCCUUACCAAGCUCUGGUGAACUGCAUGGUGCAUCAGUUUCUGUUUGCAAAGUCUAAAAAUCCUUUUGCGAUUAUGUGAACUCAGUGCUAUUCUCGUUCCCACACCUUGACAGCUUCUCCCCAUCAGCUCACAGAAAUACUGUCUUCCCCACCUUUGUGAUCGUGAGGACUAACAAAUCCUCACAGAAUGGAAUCUCCUAUUAAGGUUUUGGUUCUUCCCUAGGAAAAGGAGUCAGGCAAUGUCAGGAAAUGUAAAUGAAUGUGGGCUAAUAGAGUGUUAAAAAGGCAGAAUAUGAAGUAGUAGGGAAGCCUCCCCAGAGGUCUAGGAAAAUCAGGAACUGGAAAUUAGCUGAAUAGAUUUUUUACGGCUAAGAAUGUCAGUUGCCUGUCAGUGAGAAUACAGUGAAAUGUGAAGCAAUUGGGACGAGGCGAGGAGACUCCAUCACUGUCACCGGAGGAAAGCAUUUUUACACAGUCAGUUUCCUGGUGCACAGUCCCAUAAGUGAUUAGAAAGAGUCGGAAAUGGGGCGGGCUUGAGUCAAGCUCUCCUUGCAAGCAGAAGCUUGAGAGCUUCAGUGACUGCUAUUGACUCAGUGGUGAGAAGUGUGAAAGACCAAAGAGGACCUUGUGGUCUCGCAUGGGGGUGCAUCACUGCAUGGGAAAAAGUUAAUCUGAAAUAGGCUGUGCGCAUUAUUGCCACUGCUAGACAGCUAGACUGGUGACAGGGAGUGGCCGCUGAGACUAUAUAACACCUGAAAGACCUACAUUGGCUCCCAGUACGUUUCUGAGCACAAUUCAAAAUGUUGGUGCUGACCUUUAAAGCCCUAAACAGCCUUGGUCCUGUAUACCUGAAGGAGCAUCUCCAUCCCUGUUGUUCAGCCCAAACACUGAGGUCCAGCACCGAGGGUCUCCUCCCUCCCUGCGGUGGUUCCCUUCCUGCGAGAAGUGAGAUUACAGGAAAUCCAGGCAGAGGGCCUUCUCGGUAGUGGCAUCCACCCUGUGGAAUGCCCUCCCAUCAGAUGUCAAGGAAAUAAAAAACUAUCUGACUUUUUGAAGUAUAAGGAAGUUUUUGAUGUUUGAUGUUUUAUCGUGUUUUUAAUAUUCUGUUGGGAGCCGCCCAAAUCCAGCCAGAUGGGCAGAGUAUAAAUAAUAUGUUGUUGUUGUUGUAUUAUAUAGACAAACAUGCAGGGGUUGUUCACUCAACCACUUUGCAAGACCCAGUCUGUUUGUAUUUAUUGUGUUGGUUAGUUGCUUUUCUUAAGAAUGUAACUCAAAGCAGAUUUCAUUGAACCAAUUAAAAACGACAAUAAAAACCUAAGAGUGCAACAGUUCAAAUAAAAUACUAGAAAGCACUGUUAAUAAAAAGGCAGCUCUGCAAAUCCCACCCAGCUAAGAGGCCACAGUAUCCUUCAGUUCAAAGUCUAAAGGUGCAGGGUGGGGGAAGAGAAAUUGUUGCUUCAUGCCUAAAACUAAACAAGGAUGGUGUCAGGCGUACCUCCUUGGGGAGAGCAUUCCACUUGUGUUACCACCCUCCAAACCCCCUGUGGAGGGUGCACCAAAUUAAGGGCCUCAGAUGAUGAUCACAAGGCUCAGGGUGGUUCAUAAGGUAAGGAAAGUUUAUCCUUUCCUUCAUUCACUGGUGUAUCUGCAUAUGUGAUCAUGUUGAAGCAAUUUAGCAGUGUGAACUGCUCAGUCUGCCCGGGAACUUGGACCUGUGCAGAAGUGUGCAUACCUUUUCCUCGUGCCAUUUGUCUUAACAUUUGUCACGACGGAGCCCUGUUGGGCUUCUUCGCGUCUGCGUGUUGUUAUCUUAAGAGAUCUUUCUUUGAUUUUGACCUCCAGCUUCUUAAAAGUGAAAUAAGGCGAUUGGAAAGGAACCAAGAGCGAGAGAAAUCUGUUGCUAAUCUGGAAUAUCUGAAGAAUGUUCUGCUCCAGUUUAUAUUCCUAAAAUCGGGCAGUGAAAGAGAGAGGCUUCUGCCAGUCAUUGACACCAUGCUGCAGCUGAGUCCAGAAGAAAAAGGAAGGCUUGUUGCGAUAGCUCAAGGUACAUGAAGCUUUUAUUUUCAUUUUGCUACUGGUGUUAUCUGAGAAAGGGAAGUGGGACAGUUGCUGUUGGUGGUGAGCUUUGCAGCAAGAUAGAAAUUGAGAGAAAUCUGGCUCUCUUCCCAUCUGCAAGGGCAUGCAUAGAGUCAGAACUGCAAGGACAGAGAGUGGCUUUCUACAGUUUAAACUCCCAACAUCUAAGAAAAAAGUUACCUGUGACAAUUUUAAUGUAAACUAUAACAUGUAACUAUAAAAUCUGAGUCAUUUUUCUUCCCAGAGCAGGGGUUUUUUGGGGGGAGGGUGCAUGUUCAGCAAUGUGCUGAACGCGACUUUUGAUCUGAAAAUAAUGCUAACAUACAUACAUACUAUACAUGGCUGCGUUGGUAGAACAUGAGACUCUUAAUCUCAGGGUUGUGGGGUUGAUUCCUGCAUUCCCUUCCAACUCUACAAUUCUGUGAUUCUGCAGCUAUGAUUCUGUCAUUCCUAGAUCCUGCAAGAAAGUGUUCCAUGGCCGAUUCUUGCUUAACUUUACUUUUUGUACGGGUAGCUUCUGACUCAAGUCAGGUUCGAUAUCCAUAUUUUAAGGCACAAUUAAUAUACUGGCCAUUUGAAUCAUGCUUUUAGUUGUGCGAUUGAAAACCUGUAUUGGCUCGUAUUUAAAGGAUUUUUGUGUGUUUUUCUUAAGGUGAGGAAGAGAGCACAUCGCAACCUUCAGGCUGGGCGUCGUACUUGCACAGCUGGUCAGGACUGCGAUAAGACUGUGAUAAGACUUCUCGUUUGUUCAAACAUUCAGAGUUUGCAAUUGCACUGGGAAGAAUCUCAACACUGAAGAAUGAAGCAUAUAUAUGUGUAACCCCAGGGUAGCUUGUGUCGUUUUCUCUUUUGGCCAUUUUAAGCAGGUAACUUGAUUUUUGACUAAGGAUUGUAGAAGACAUGUGGACAACGAAUUCUGCUUUCAGGUUUGGGUCCCCUUUACUGCCUUUGGCUUCAGGUAUGCGAGGUCUUGUACAUCUGUUAAGCUCUCCAGUCUGAAAGAGCUACUCCACAUGUGUGUGUGUGUGUGUGUCUGUCUGGAGCUGCCUUCUCCCAUCACUUGGAGAAAUAUCUUAUGUACGCUGGAACUCUGGUUUGGGGUGUCCAACUCAUCAGACAUCUUCAUUUUUUAUUUAUCCAGAAAAAAAUGCACUAUACAAGUUGGUGAGUAUCAGUAAGACUCAACUUGACAGGUCUGACCAUGUGUUUUCCAGUUUUGUUGUUCAAAUCGCCACCUCCUUAUGACCAGCAGCAUCAGAAGCAUGCUUUUUCUCGUCAAAGUACUUUAAGACAUAGCUUAUGAAUUGCUUAUGUCUUUCAAAAGGAAAGAGGGGCAUACAGAAAUAAAAUAAAAAAAAAUCUGGCUGUCUGCCCUACAUUCAAUUUAUUCAAUUCUAGGAACCUUGCCAAACUCAUUUAGUGAUUUCUCAAGCUUAAUAAGGUAAUAUCUAGUGUUUGGGAUUUUGCUGUGUGUCAUAUACCCUCUUGAAUUGUGCAUUAAAGUCAUUAGCUAAUGAGCAUCAAGAACGAGAUGCUUUAGAAAGUGACAUUACAAAAACGAAACGGAAAAAAACUUCGUUAAAUUAAAAGAUUGGGAAAUGCAUUGUACUGGUUCUUAAGUAGCCACUGACGUCGAUGAUUAUGCUACUCACGAAUUUACUGAGACGGAAGAUCCUAAAAUAGGAUUGAGUUUGCUGAAGGUUGUGAAUUCUAAAUAUAAUUGUCAGUGGUCAUCGAAGAUGAGGGCUCUCUGGAAAGGGUCAGGUCUGUGUAAUUUCUAGCUAGGCUGCUCUUCCAAGGAAAGGUGCAUUUUUACCACUUAAUAAGGGGUCCAUACUUCACGUUGCCUUGUACAUCUGCUUAACACAAUUCUAGAAGCAGAACAAUUACUUUCUAAAACUAGUCUAGGCAAUUGUGAGAAUUCGGGUAACUUGUUCUCCCACAGUGUUUCUACCCUUCUUCUUUUUUUUUUUUUUGCCUUUUUUAUUAUUGGCCUUCAAAUGCUUUUGGCUAUCACUGAAAACAAGGUUUCUUACAGAACAGCCAUGCCAGUCUUUGGGGUCCAUUUCUUGGUAUGUGAGCCCUGCUUCAUUAUUCAUCUGCUCAACCGUCCACUAUAUGCUACAAGUCCAGUUAUUCCCUCUGCUACUAAUAAGUGAGAGAUGAUUUGUGACUUAACUGUGGAAGGAGGUCUGGAGAAGGUUGCUGCAUAAGUUCGUCUAAGUUCGUUUUCAACUGCUUUGAUGUGUGUGCGAGGCAUUCCAUAUUCAUUGAUUAUGUGCCAACUCAUUCAGGCACUACAAAGAAUAGAAGCGGCUGACUUCAGCUAGCUGCUUCUCUCUCAAGUGUAAUUGAAGUUAAAAGAAGACUUCCCGUUUUGUAUUCCAGUCUACACAAAGGGAAAUGUAAAGGGGCUGUGUGUGUGGACAAAAGACCCAUCCAUAUUUCAGUUUGUUGAGCCAAGAUAUGGUUGCCCAAAUGUUGUUAUGUUCUGUAAAGAUAGUAACAUGCAUUUUCAGACAUAGGAGUAAAACAGAUGAAUGCACCUGUUCUUAAAGGGUAAUAUGAGAACACAGCUACUCUGCUUAGCUGAAGAUAUUUUACCACCUACACUGACUACCAUCUGUAAUUUAGAAAGCAGUUUGACGGCCAGCUCCGUUGUUAGGUAUAUGAAACACUCGAACCGCUUCUCACCAAUAAUUACACAUAGUUUUCAUUCACUAUGGCUAAUUAGAGAUACCUUUGCACAGCUUUAGUAACAGUCUGUUUUCAGAGCACAGCCAUGCCUUAAUUUUUUACGUUUUAAAUCUGUGGACGUUAAUUUAUUUCACUGCAGCAGUGUAAGUGGUACAUCAUUUCCCCCCUAAUGUGAGCUCCUACAGCGAUAGUUAAGAGUUGGAUGUCUUGUUUUGCCGUGUACGUUCAGAUAUUUAAACUGAGCAGGAAAUUGUCUCUGCAUUUUCUGCACCGUUUUCACAUUAGCUUGACUGAAUGCUCGCUACUGAUUGCAGGUAGGAAUACAAUUUUCAAUGUUAUUAACAGCUGUGACAAAACACUUUUCCUCUUUUUUGAAGUCAUUUGAAAUUCUGUUUUUAUUGUUUCAGACUGUGAAUAAAUUAUGCAUAUAGUUCAUUAUUUUUGAAAAUUUCAAUUGUAUAUUAAUUAAAAUGCUAUACUCAUGAAUGUAACAUACUGUUUUCCUGCUCUCAAUGUAUCAAUGUAACCUUUUGCUACAAAGAAAGAUUGUGGAGGGUGAAUGCUGAUUAAAAUAAGAGUACAAAACAUGACUUUUCAGUG